AUGCUCGCCGGGUUAAGGUUGGUGCUCGCGGCCUUCGGUUGCUCCCUGCUUCUCGCCGGCGUGGCCCUGAUCGCGGUGGGCAGCUGCGUGCACGUGCAGCUGCUCCCCUACUCGGCCUUCUACGCGGGAAGAGUGGGCACGCCGGUCAUCCUCAUUGUCAUGGGCGUGCUGUCCUUCCCGCUGACCGGACUGCUCGCCGUGGCGCUCCUCCGCGAUGGCCCCCGUCCCCUGGGACUCUUCUGCGUCCUCCUGGGCUCCCUGGUGGCUUGCGAAGUGGGCGCCGCCAUCGCGUCCUUUGAGUACCGCCAUGUGAUCGGCCCGCACCUGAGGGCCGCCGUGCUGCGUGACCUGGACGCCUGCCAGGGCACGGGGCUAGACGGCGUGCAGCGCUCCCUGCAAUGCUGCGGGGGCCCCCACGGCCAGCACGACUAUCGGGCCCGCGGCCUCCCCGUGCCCGAGUCGUGCUGCCCGUCAUACGGGUGCCACGGGCGCGGUGUCCAUAGGGCCUCGUGCGACGGUCGCCUCGAAGUCCACUUCCGAGACAGCAUGGUGACCGUCGGAGCCACGGCCAUUGUGCUACUUUGCCUUCACUUCAUGGGCUUCCUGCUUGCCUGCUGGCACGCGUACAGGCUGUGCACGGACAACGCGCUCAUCUACACCGUCAACCAGUAG
Ixodes scapularis (black-legged tick) is the source of this 672-nucleotide messenger RNA. RefSeq lists its product as uncharacterized. The record is from RefSeq and is a predicted model, not a curated record. The coding region runs from base 1 to 672 and encodes 223 amino acids. The transcript has a single exon. Lineage: Eukaryota; Metazoa; Arthropoda; Arachnida; Ixodida; Ixodidae. Gene Ontology annotation, cellular component: membrane.